CAACAUGGCGGAUUUGAUAAACUUUAUUUCAAAGAGGGAAAUUGACGCUAAAAAAGAAGAAAAGCGGAAAGUAAGAGAGCAAAUCCUCAAAAAGACAAAAGGCGACUAUGAGAGAGAGCAGUGGAAAAAACAAAAGCGCAUUGAGAGUGGGGAGACUUCGUGGAUGUUGCCAUCUUUAAGCAAUAGUUUGACAGUGGAGGACGACACGUACAGUCAUAAUGAUAAGGAUAAAUCAAAGAAAAAGAAACAUAGGAAAGAGAAGAAGCAGAAGAAGGACAAAAAGGAGAAGAAGGACAAGAAGCAGAAGAAAGAUACCAGUAAAGAAAAUGUGUCCUCAGCCUCAGAGUCAGGGGAUGAUUGGGUUGAAAAAGAAACAACUGACUCUGUCACAUCAUCAAAACCAGGUGAAGUUCAGGUUAGUAUUGUAAAUUUGAUGUGA
Stylophora pistillata is the source of this 439-nucleotide messenger RNA. Its product is annotated as pre-mRNA splicing factor CWF19L2. The record is from RefSeq and is a predicted model, not a curated record. Gene Ontology annotation, cellular component: post-mRNA release spliceosomal complex. NCBI's taxonomy places the organism in Eukaryota, Metazoa, Cnidaria, Anthozoa, Scleractinia, Pocilloporidae. Gene Ontology annotation, biological process: mRNA splicing, via spliceosome.